Molecule: messenger RNA, 1469 nt
Organism: Styela clava
Lineage: Eukaryota; Metazoa; Chordata; Ascidiacea; Stolidobranchia; Styelidae
Source: RefSeq, a predicted model, not a curated record
AUGCCAGAUUUUUAGUUAUCUUGGUUUAAAUAUGGCAACUCAAGAAUUGGAAUUGUCUCUUCUGUCAAGGUUCCAAGGAGUUUCUCUCGGAGCUUUAUUUGGGGACUGUUUGGGAGCUAAAUUUGAAAAUAAUUGGAGCAUUUUGCCAUAUGAUAAAGUUAUCUCUUAUUAUGAAACAAUCAAAGAUAAGGUUGCUAUGGAAACACCAAAAGCUGAUUCUGGUUUUGUUCAUUACACUGAUGACACCUGCAUGACCUUUGACCUUGCUAAAUCGCUGACUAAAAAUAGGAAGUUCAAGCCACAAGAUGUCGCUAAGCGAUUUACAGAGACGUUUUUUGCUUCGCCAAAAGAAAGGAAUUACGGAAAACAUGUUGCGAAAGUCUUUAGUGAACUGAAAGAAAACAGUUGCCGUGGUGAUGUUUAUAAACCAGCAAGUGAACAGUUUGGUGGUUCUGGUUCCUAUGGAAACGGUUCCGCUAUGAGGGUUUCACCAGUUGCUUUGUUACAUCAUGAUAAUAUUAUCGAGAUGUUAACCUUGGUAGUUGCGCAAUCUAAGCUAACCCACACAAACCCAAGAGGAAUCAACGGUGCCGUACUACAAGCGCUUGCAAUUGAAAAAGCUAUGACAUCGGGAAAAAUUGAUAAUGCUAAAAUAUUUUGCCAAGAAUUAUUAGAUCAAUUUAAAGAAAUCACACCUAUUAAAGAAGACAUGGAAAUUUUUGAAAAUGGAAUGUCAAAUGUGAUGGAAUUACUUGAAAAAGAGGGUGAAGUUACACCAAGAGAAAUUGUCUCGAAACUUGGUACGGGUGUGUUAGCUAUCCAGGCCGUUCCGCCAGCAAUUUUCUUUUUCUUACACUCACUAAAAACUAACAAUGUUCCAACAUUAUCAACUUACAAUGGCAUGGUUAGAACUGUUCUUUACGCCACUUCUGUGAGCCAUGACUCUGACACAGUUGCUUGUAUGGCAGGGGCAAUAGCUGGCGCAUAUUAUGGAGUGGAUUCUAUCCCAUCAGAAUGGGUCACAGCUUGUGAGGGUUCUGAUAAGGCUAUGAAACUUGCUAAUAAGCUGUAUAAAAUGAAUGAAAACAGUAGAAAGAAUAAAAAAUCUUGAAUCGUUGUAGGGUGAAUGGCUCUCGGGGUUUUGUUGUCGUCUCUAUAGAUUCACUCAUCAUUAUCUUUAUUUUCUUAUUGAGUUCUCGCGGCCUUGUUUUGAAUAUUCCUAAAAAGGGCUGUGGAUUCAUAGGCCUUCUAAUUGAUGAUUUUAGCUAUAUUAAAAUACAAGCUAUUCUCAUAGUUUAUGGUACAAAUUUUUAAUAUAUAUUAAAAUAUAAAUAUUACUGUUUCAUUUUUUAAAUUUACCUAUUUGCAGUAAGAUGUCUAUUUUAUUCGUACCAAAAUUCUUUGAUUUUUUCUGACGGGAUACAGAAAAACAAUUAACAUUCUUUCUCGAUCAUUAUUCGAUUCCAAGA